AUGCCCGUGCUCUUCUCUCCGACGUUCGCGCUACCCAUCGAUAGCUCAAGCGGCGACGGCGCCGGCAGUGCAGGCGAUUACGGCGGUACUGGAAGCGGGCAUUCGGGAGGCUCGAAUGGCGACAAGGACGCGGGCAAUGACCGCGCUGCAGGCUCGCUACCCACGCGAAGCUGUAAGGUUUCUGUGUGGACGCGAACGAGCGGCGGGGACGCGACGUCUCUCACGGGUUCGGUGCCCGAGGUCGCAGACUGGCUGCUCCUACGUGUAUGCGCCGUCGUUCGUGCUUGCCACGCAUUUAGACAGACGCACGGAGAGAUCAGGAAGAGACAAGCACAAGCACGGUCUGGACCGACGGUGGCAGUUGACGCCGUCGUUGGUGAGGUCAUGCGCCUGCAAGGUGGGAGAGCCUCCGAGGCGUCUCUGCAGGACGACGCGAGACCUGCGACGAACCAAAACCAAGCAAAAAGACAGCCGCAGAGCAAGGGACGAAUCCGUCUGCUCGAGUUCCGUCGCCUCACCCAGGCUCACCGGCGUUCGGGAGAUAGGCGUCGGAGCCUGACGCUCUCCCCCAGUUCAGUUCUCCAGCAGGGACGCGAGCGCCGGGCCAGAUGCAGUUAUGCGGCGGCCCGGGGCGACGCUGCCUGCUUUGAGUCGCCGGAGGUUUUGCGAGCGACCCUCGUCGGAAGAGAGGGCGACCAGAACGGCAGGACAGCAGGGACACACACGCGCCCUCUCAAGAAAGGGGAGCAGCGCAAGACCGUCCGGCAAGCUGUGUACAAUGGAAGACGCUACAGCAAGCGAUCGAUGGCUACCUCAGCCGGGAAACACAUCGAUAGCGCAGCGCAGGCAGCGUCGUGUCGCGUUCAGAACACACGCACCGUUCGGGUGCCCGACAUGGCCGACCGUCAGGCUAACCGAGUGGGGUCGCAGGCGAUGUCGCGGCAAGCAGUUGGCCAGUUAUCUCCAUACGCGCACGUCUCCUGUAUCUACAACGUCCAUGCACCCGUCGUGCCGACUUCACAAGAUUUUAAUCUCACCUCAAUACACCGACACGGGCUAGCGCACGCCGCACGCCGCACGCCCACCCGCGCGUGA
Molecule: messenger RNA, 1095 nt
Organism: Heterobasidion irregulare TC 32-1
Lineage: Eukaryota; Fungi; Basidiomycota; Agaricomycetes; Russulales; Bondarzewiaceae
Exons: 4
Coding region: 1-1095 (364 amino acids)
Source: RefSeq, a predicted model, not a curated record